CAAUACUUCAAUUAGCAAACUCAAAAUAUUUAGUCGACAGUCUACACAAUCUUAUGUUUGUUAAUUGUAGGUCUGCUAUAAUAAUGCAAUGUUUAAUGAAUUUGUUGAUUCUAUUAUGAAAACUUAAUCCUCAAAAAAUUUAAUAUGAUUGUUAUCGAUCAAAUCAUUUUUGAUAUUGAAAAUGUUUAUAAUGAGAUUGUCAAAUGUUGGAGUUUUUAAAAAAAAAAAAAAAAAUUAAAAAAAAAAACUUAUAAAAAAUAUCAAAUAAAAAAAUAUAACUUUUUUUGAUAAAAAAAAUUUAGGAUUAAAAAAUAAAAAUAAAAAAUUGGUACGUCUCAACCGUCUUCUUUCCCGGGCCGGACCGUUUUUAAAAACAUAUCCCACGACCAGUGAGCGAGUGACCCUUCUCCCUGAUCCAUAAUCAUGGGUAUCCGAUCUUCGAUUAUGGAUGUACUAAAACUAUGGCAUUUGCAAGGAUUGAAGACGAUUAGACGAAGAUGGAAGAAGGAGAUAUCCAAGAUAUUACGUGUAAAUUUGCGUGUUUGACAACGAGGGGGACUAAACUUCGGGACUCCUGAAUUUGAGGAUCCAACAUAGCUCACAACCAAAGAAAACGUGCCCCACAUUAGCAAUCGCAAAAUGAAAAAUAUUCCAGCAGUUUUCAAUCAGACAAUUCUUUCAAGAACCGAUUCUAGGAUCCACCAAGUGUUCGACAAAAUGCCAAAGAGACAAGUAACAAACAUUACAACAAUAUGAGUGCCAAGGACAACAAAGACGUUGUUUUCCCAACAAACAAUUUGGUUGAUAAGAACCCUAAAGAGAUGCAUCAUAACAGGUUCGAUGAAGAGUAUAGAAAAUCUAGUUUUGAUAAUAACGACAAAGAUAAAACAAAAGAAAGUUUGGAUGUUGAUGAAGAGAAAGAGAAACAAGAUGAGCAUCGAAUCAAAACUGUUAGAUGGUUUGAUGAGGCUGAAAAGAGUCUAAUGGAUCUUGGAAUUUCAGAGGAUGAAAGAAGCAAAAGAUUAGAGAGUCUAAUGGAAAGAAGAAGAUCAAAAAAGCUAUCAAGCUUUCAAGUUAGAAGAACUGGAAUAGGAAAUACAAGCUGUGAUCAACUUUCUUCCCUCAAUAUCCCAAAAAAGAAUCCAUUUCUUUCAGAUAAUUCAGCUUCUCCUGUUUCAGCUCCAUCUUACAUGGUGAAAAGCAACCCUUUUGACCUUCCUUAUGAUCCCCAUGAAGAAAAGCCGAUUCUCACUGGAGAUACAUUUGAAGAUGAGUUCAGAGCUACUCAUCAUAAAGAUUCAAAACAUGGGCCUUCUAGAUUAGGCAGUUUUGCACCUCCGAAAUUCACAAAUUAUAAAUACAAAACAUCUUUUCAGACUGAUUUUUCCAUCAAACAGUUACCCUCUGGGAAACUUGUCACUUCCACAGUUGAAAACAAGGAAGAUGACAACAAACAGGAUAAACGUGAUGAUGUUUCAAACCCUAAUCAUUGCACCAAUGAUAACCAUGCUAAAGAAGAAAACAAGGAAGCUGACAAGAAACAACCUCAACAAGAUGAUUCAAAAGUAGCUGAAAAAGUGUUUGACAUUCCCGAUGAAGCAAACAGAAUCUCAAAAAAUACAAAAGAAAAGGAAAUUGAACAUGAAAAAAUCUCCAUUGAUGACUCAUCAACUUCAUCAUCAUCAUCAUCAUCAUCUUCAUGUAGUGAAGAUGAAAAACGAAUGAUGAGACCAAACAAAGAAGCAAUCUUGCAUUCUUUAAGUAUGUCACGAAUGAGAAGCGUUUCACUUUCACUUUCACAAGGAAAGAGUUUUCAUAGACAUGCAGAAACAUUCGACUGUGGUCCAUCUUCACUGUUUGACAAGUCAAAAACCGAUUGUUUCUUUUUUGGGGGAAAUAAAAAAAUUCAUUACGCAUCAAUGAAUUCCAUUGCUUCUGAUAUGCAGGUUGAGGUUUCAGAAGUUGGUUCGCCUACAUCCACAUCUCUACUUAAUGAAAACCUGGUUGACUCAGUUAACUCGUUUGAUUUGGAUUUAAAUGAUGUAAGAUUGAGCGAUGUAGAUGAUUUUAGCGACCAAAGUUCUGUAGAAUCCGAUUUUUCAAGAACAAAUCAUGAUUCAAACGAGAAAACCGAUAGUUAUACAAAGAUAGAGGAAUGGUGUACGUUUGAGAAGUUAUAGAAGCAACCAACCGAAGGCUAAGAACCAUGUGAAUCACAUGGUUUAGAAAGUGAUACUAUUAAGAGUUUUGAAGGAAGAGAUUGAUGAGGAAAUUUUAGGGUAAAUUUGUUUUAUAGCUAGAUAUAGGAGUGCGUUAGUUAAUUUAUACUUGUAAUUUUGUUUAUUGUAAUUUAUAAUUGUAUAUUUGUUUUAUAUUUACACAUUUGUCAAUGAAGUUGUGUCA
Molecule: messenger RNA, 2403 nt
Organism: Lactuca sativa (garden lettuce)
Lineage: Eukaryota; Viridiplantae; Streptophyta; Magnoliopsida; Asterales; Asteraceae
Source: RefSeq, a predicted model, not a curated record